AUGACUUUACCAUUCAAAGGGGAAAAGAAUACUCAAUCUCAAUUAAGAAGUAAAGUGCCAUCUAGUUACAGUCCAAUCAUUAGAGCACUUGUCAAGCAUUAUCCUUCCACAUAUCCCCACAGAAUUAUUAAGCUUCCACAUAUUCUAGCAAUAAGACUGAAUCUUGAUAUACCUCAUAACAAUACAAUUUUGUUACCAGAGAAUAUAUUGGCAAGCUCGGAUCAUUUGAUUGGAAUGAAAUUUGGAAUGGGGGUACAUCUUGACGAUAUGAAUCAUUUAAAAAGAACAUCAAUUCUCUUACAAGAUCAAUUCGGAUUGGCUCUGGUUCGUUUAGAAAAUGUAGUUAGAGGAACUAUAUGCGGAGCAAUUAGGCAUAAAUUGAUACCGACUCCUCAGAAUUUGGUAACUUCGACUCCAUUAACAACCACUUAUGAAUCCUUUUUCGGAUUACACCCAUUGUCUCAAGUUUUGGAUCGAACAAAUCCAUUGACACAAAUAGUGCAUGGGAGAAAAUUGAGUUAUUUGGGCCCCGGAGGAUUGACCGGGCGAACUGCUAAUUUUCGGAUACGAGAUAUCCAUCCUAGUCACUAUGGACGCAUUUGCCCAAUUGACACGUCUGAAGGGAUCAAUGUUGGACUUAUCGGAUCCUUAGCAAUUCAUGCCAGGAUUGGUCAUUGGGGGUCUCUAGAAAGUCCAUUUUAUAAAAUCUUUGAGAGAUCAAAAAAAGCACAGAUGCUUUAUUUAUCCCCAAGUCGAGAUGAAUAUUAUAUGGUAGCGGCAGGAAAUUCUUUGGCCUUGAAUCAGGGUAUUCAGGAAGAACAGGUUGUUCCGGCUCGAUACCGCCAAGAAUUCCUGACUAUUGCAUGGGAACAAGUUCAUCUUCGAAGUAUUUUUCCUUUUCAAUAUUUUUCUAUUGGAGCUUCCCUCAUUCCUUUUAUCGAGCAUAAUGACGCGAAUCGGGCUUUAAUGAGUUCUAAUAUUCAGGCAGUUCCACUUUUCUGAUCCGAAAAAAAAUGCAUUGUUGGAACUGGAUGGAACGCCAAGUUCUCUAGAUUCAGUGUUCCUGCUAUAGGCCGAACACGAGGAAAGAUAAUUUAUUACUGAUAUUUUGACAAAAUCAUUUUUAUCGGUAAUGGUGAUACUCUACGCAUUCCAUUAUUAUGGUAUUCAACGUUUCAAAAAAAAAAUACUUGUAGCAUUUCAAAAAACCCAGGUUCAAGCGGUAAAUGCAUUAAAAAGGGACAAGUUUUAGCGGAUGUGCCGCUACAGUUUGUGGCGAAUCGGCCUUGGCAAGUUGGUGGCGAACUCGCCUUGGGCAAAAACGUAUUAGUAGCUUAUAUGCCAUGGGAGGGUUACAAUUUUGAGGAUGCGGUACUCAUUAGCGAGCGUCUAGUAUAUGAAGAUAUUUAUACUUCUUUUCACAUACGAAAAUAUGAAAUUCAGACUCAUGUGACAAGCCAAGGUCCUGAAAGAAUCACUAACGAAAUACCGCACCUAGAAGCCCAUUUACUCCGCAAUUUAGACAAAAAUGGAAUUGUGAUGCUGGGAUCUUGGGUGGAGACAGGCGAUAUUUUAGUAGGUAAAUUAACGCCUCAGGUGGCGAAAGAAUCAUCGUAUGCUCCAGAAGAUAGAUUAUUACGGGCCAUACUUGGGAUUCAGGUAUCCACUUCAAAGGAAACCUGUCUAAAAUUACCUAUAGGUGGGAGGGGUCGAGUCAUCGAUGUGAGAUGGGUCCAGAAAAAAGGGGGUUCUAGUUAUAAUCCGGAAACGAUUCGUGUCUAUAUUUCACAGAAACGCGAAAUCAAAGUAGGCGAUAAAGUAGCCGGAAGGCAUAAAGUGGGUGAUAAAGUAGCUGGAAGACAUGGAAAUAAAGGCAUCAUUUCCAAAAUUUUGCCUAGACAGGAUAUGCCUUAUUUGCAAGACGGAAGACCUGUUGAUAUGGUCUUCAACCCAUUAGGAGUACCUUCACGAAUGAAUGUAGGACAGCUAUUUGAAUGCUCGCUUGGGUUAGCAGGGAGUCUACUAGAUAGACAUUAUCGAAUAGCACCAUUUGAUGAGAGAUAUGAACAAGAGGCUUCGAGAAAACUAGUGUUUUCCGAAUUAUAUCAAGCCAGUAAGCAAACAGCGAAUCCAUGGGUAUUUGAACCCGAAUAUCCAGGAAAAAGCCGAAUAUUUGAUGGAAGAACGGGAGGCCCCUUUGAGCAACCUGUUAUAAUAGGAAAACCUUAUAUCUUGAAAUUAAUUCAUCAAGUUGAUGAUAAAAUACAUGGGCGUUCCAGUGGACAUUAUGCACUUGUUACACAACAACCACUUAGAGGAAGGUCCAAGCAAGGAGGACAACGGGUAGGAGAAAUGGAGGUUUGGGCUCUAGAGGGAUUUGGUGUUGCUCAUAUUUUACAAGAAAUGCUUACUUAUAAAUCUGAUCAUAUUAGAGCUCGCCAAGAAGUACUUGGGACUACGAUCAUUGGAGGAACAAUACCUAAACCCGAAGAUGCUCCAGAAUCUUUUCGAUUGCUCGUCCGAGAAUUACGAUCUUUGGCUCUGGAACUGAAUCAUUUCCUUGUAUCUGAGAAGAACUUCCAGAUUAAUAGGAAGGAAGCUUAA
Messenger RNA from Jatropha curcas, 2604 nucleotides. The record is from RefSeq and is a predicted model, not a curated record. Lineage: Eukaryota; Viridiplantae; Streptophyta; Magnoliopsida; Malpighiales; Euphorbiaceae.